AUGCAAGCGCGCUACUCUGUGUCCAGCCCCAACUCCCUGGGCGUGGUGCCUUACCUCGGCGGGGAGCAGAGCUAUUACCGGGCCGCCGCGGCCGCCGCCGGGGGCGGCUACACGGCCAUGCCGGCUCCCAUGAGCUUGUACUCGGACCCGGCGCACGAGCAGUACCCGGGCGGCAUGGCCCGCGCCUACGGCCCCUACACGCCACAGCCGCAGCCCAAGGACAUGGUCAAGCCGCCCUACAGCUACAUCGCGCUCAUCACCAUGGCCAUCCAGAACACGCCAGAGAAGAAGAUCACCCUGAACGGCAUCUACCAGUUCAUCAUGGACCGUUUCCCCUUCUACCGGGACAACAAGCAGGGCUGGCAGAACAGCAUCCGCCACAACCUGUCGCUCAACGAGUGCUUCGUCAAGGUGCCCCGCGACGACAAGAAGCCAGGCAAGGGCAGCUACUGGACGCUGGACCCGGACUCGUACAACAUGUUCGAGAACGGCAGCUUCCUCCGCCGCCGCCGGUGCUUCAAGAAGAAAGAUGCGGUCAAGGACAAGGAGGAAAAGGACCGGCUGCACGUCAAGGAACAGCCGCAUCCGCAGCACCUCGCGCCGCCCCGGCAGCAGCAGCAGCAGCACUACCAGCAGCAGCAGCAGCAGCAGGCGGAGCCCCCCGGCGGCUCCGUGGCGGGAGGUCCCGGGCCUGGGGCCCCGCCGCCCCCCGUGAGCAUUCAGGAUAUUAAGACCGAGAACGGUACUUGCUCGUCGCCGCCCCAAGCGGGCUCCCCAGCCUCGGCGCUGGUCAGCGGCAGCCACGCCGCCGUGCCCAAGACCGAGAACCCGGACAGCGGCAGCAGCAGCAGCAGCAGCAGCAGUAGCAGCAUCCUGUUGAGCAGCGGCAGCCCUUCCCACAGGACCUUGGGCCUGGAGGGCUCCGAUCACCCGCCACCGCAGCACCCGCACCCGUACCCUGAGCAGCAGCAGCACCAACCGCCGCCGCCGCCGCCGCACCCGGGGCAGGGCUUCAGCGUGGACAACAUCAUGACCUCGAUGAGAGGGUCGCCGCAGGGCUCGACGGGGGAGCUGGGCCCGGGGCUCCUGGCGUCCCCCGCUGCCUCCAGGACCGGCCUGCCGGCCUCUCUGUCCCUGGGCGCCUAUUCGCCGGGCCCCGACUCCCUGUACGGCUCCCCGUGCAACCAGGACGCCGCCGGCGUGGCCAGCGGAGGCGGCCCCAGCCCGGGCGGCCCCAGUGGCGGCCCCAGCAGCGGCGGGGGAGACCCCGGGGGCAGCGGGGGCGGCGGCGGCCCCAGCGGCCCCGGAACCUGUAACAUGCAGGCCAUGAGCCUGAACGCGGCGGGCGAGCGCGCGGGACAAUUGCCAGGCGGGCCAGGGGGCGCGGGCGGCGCCGGGGUGGACGAGCCCCUACCCGACUACUCCCUGCCGGCUGCCGGCGGCGGGCCGGGCGGGCCGGGCGGUGGCUCCUCCUCGGCCCUGGGCCACGGCGGCCAGGAGGCGGGUCACCACCCCACCGCCCACCAAGGCCGCCUGGCCUCUUGGUACUUGAACCAGGCGGCCGGAGACCUGGGCCACUUGGCCAGCGCGGCAGCGGCAGCGGCGGCGGCGGCGGCGGCGGCGGCGGCGGCGGCCGGGGGCGGCUACCCCGCCCAGCAGCAGAACUUCCACUCGGUGCGGGAGAUGUUCGAGGCGCAGCGGCUCGGUCUCAACAACUCCCCCGUCAACGGGAAUAGCAGCUGUCAAAUGGCCUUUCCUUCCAGCCAGUCGCUCUACCGCACCUCAGGGGCUUUCGUCUAUGACUGCAGCAAGUUUUGACCCGAGAGGCUAACUCUC
Messenger RNA from Tachyglossus aculeatus (Australian echidna), 1836 nucleotides. RefSeq names its product forkhead box C1 (gene FOXC1). Gene Ontology annotation, biological process: regulation of transcription by RNA polymerase II; anatomical structure morphogenesis; cell differentiation. The record is from RefSeq and is a predicted model, not a curated record. Bases 1 to 1818 code for a protein of 605 amino acids. Lineage: Eukaryota; Metazoa; Chordata; Mammalia; Monotremata; Tachyglossidae. Gene Ontology annotation, molecular function: RNA polymerase II cis-regulatory region sequence-specific DNA binding; DNA-binding transcription factor activity, RNA polymerase II-specific. The transcript has a single exon.